Messenger RNA from Suillus subaureus, 508 nucleotides. RefSeq lists its product as uncharacterized. Bases 153 to 425 code for a protein of 90 amino acids. NCBI's taxonomy places the organism in Eukaryota, Fungi, Basidiomycota, Agaricomycetes, Boletales, Suillaceae. The record is from RefSeq and is a predicted model, not a curated record. The transcript is spliced from 7 exons.
GCUCAUACAACCUAAUUGAAGGAUCCAUCAUGAUCAUCAAGCUCAGCCAAAUGGUAACAAUACUCACAGCUUCCCCUUAAAAUUCCCAGCUCAGUCAUGAGAGGGUCAAAAAGGCGUGUUCGCGAAACUUGGGUUUUUCACUUCUCGGGCGAAUGCAGAUGGAAUAUUCAGUCGACGGUAUUGCAACAGCCAGGAAUUCGAAACUCUUAGCGUACAUUUACACAUCGACGGCGACAUUCUGGACCUACGAUUUUGUUUUCUUACUCCACGAAGAGUGGACAUUCCUACUUCGAUCGCGUUGGACAAAGGUAAAAGGCCUUUAUAUCAUUGCACGACAUGUCCCAUUUGUCCUUAUCAUCGUGGACCUAUGUCUGGCCUCGACCCAAAACGAGAACCCCGAGGUAUGUGCAGCAGACUUCCACUGAUGAGGACGCCUAGUGUAUGACUUCGCUAGAAAUGCCAGAUAUUGAAUAGUAUUUUCGCAUUUUUCGCAGUGAUAUCACUCGGU